CUUCCUUCACUUUUUUUUUUUUUCUGAACAACAUGCUCAGGACUAGUUUUCUUAGGUUAUCAACAUCUAUCAAGACCUAUGGAAACAAAAAACGAUCUGUUAUUAUUUUAUGUCAACAAGCUUUAUAUUCCACUAAUCAUUCAGAAUUCAAGGAAAAUAAUAUUCAAGUGAAUGGAAUAUCAUAUCAACGGGAUGACUGGACCAAUGUAACACCUACAGUACUUUCGAAAAUGGAACGCAAACUUCAUUUACAACCUCGUAAUCCUAUUGGUAUUAUUCGACAACUUAUCGAAGGUCAUUUUAGUGAUUUCAAGACGUUCAAUGAUUUAUCACCAAUAGUUAGCACAAGACAAAACUUUGAUGAUCUCUUGAUUCCAAAAGAUCAUUCUAGUCGUACGAAAUCCGACAAUUACUACUUCAAUAAGGAUACUGUACUUCGAGCACACACUUCAGCACAUCAACUAGAAGGAUUGGCAUCGGGAGCAAACAAGUUUUUAAUCAGUGGAGAUGUUUAUCGACGGGAUGAAAUCGACAGUUCACAUUAUCCAGUGUUUCACCAAAUUGAAGGACUUGCCUACUUUGAUUAUGAUCGUAAUAAGCCUAUGGAUACUGUCAGUGCCAUCGAAGCUGACCUAGCACGCGCGAACCCUAUUCCUGCCAAUAUUGAAAUUAUUGAUGACACUGUGAUUCAUCCUGGUAAUCCAAUGCAAGAUCGACAUACUGAUCAGGUGGUGACUCCUUUGGUGGCUCACCUCAAACAUUCUAUUAACAGCAUGAUUUGUCAUCUCUUUGCUGAUGAACCUAAUCUCAAGGUCCGUUGGAUUGAAGCUUAUUUCCCUUUUACCAGUCCUAGCUAUGAAGUCGAAAUUUAUUACCAAGGUGAAUGGUUAGAAGUACUUGGAACUGGGAUAGUACAACAGACAUUAUUAGAUAAAGGAAAUCGACAUGAUACUGUUGGAUGGGCUUUUGGAAUGGGAUUGGAAAGAUUAGCUAUGGUACUUUUUGGUAUUCCUGAUAUUAGAUUGUUUUGGUCUCAAGAUGAACGAUUCAUUGAACAAUUCACGCCUGGUCAAAUCAACAAAUUUCAACCAUUUUCAAAAUAUCCUCCUUGUAUCAAGGAUAUUUCAUUCUGGCUUCCUUCUACUGAAUGGCAUGAUAAUAACUUUUGUGAAUCGAUUCGUGGUGUAGCUGGUGAUUUAGUUGAAAAUGUGAAAUUGAUUGAUGACUUUGUUCAUCCCAAAACCAAGAAACGUAGUUUAUGUUAUCGUAUUAUGUAUAGAUCAAUGGAUAGGAAUGUUACCAAUGAAGAAAUCAACGAGAUUCAAGACAAGGUCCGAUCCACUGUUGAACAAGAAUUUGGUGUUGAAUUACGCGAAAAGAAAUAGAGUUAGUUUAUUUAUAGAUGAUAGUUUAUAUUACAUGAUCGAAAAUAAAACAAUAAAAGUUGUUAUAUCAAGGUUUUGUUAGGCACGCGCGGAAUUUGAAGCCGAU
Messenger RNA from Halteromyces radiatus, 1491 nucleotides. RefSeq names its product phenylalanyl-tRNA synthetase. Bases 33 to 1385 code for a protein of 450 amino acids. The transcript has 4 exons. Lineage: Eukaryota; Fungi; Mucoromycota; Mucoromycetes; Mucorales; Cunninghamellaceae. Gene Ontology annotation, cellular component: mitochondrion; cytoplasm. Gene Ontology annotation, biological process: phenylalanyl-tRNA aminoacylation. Gene Ontology annotation, molecular function: tRNA binding; ATP binding; phenylalanine-tRNA ligase activity. The record is from RefSeq and is a predicted model, not a curated record.